CUACCAGUCCUCCUACUAUUCCGUUCGGUCUAUUUAUGGUCUUUCGAAGAACGCGAGAGGCCAAAGCGGCCCUCCUCGCAAUCGAACUACCAUCGAAAUCGCGAAACGAACGGAAAAUACCGCAUGCGGUAUUCGAGUUCGGUUUACCUUCCGUACAGGACCGUAUUGGUCGUCGCUGAGUUACGACUCUUGGAACGAGAAAGAGAGGUACGGAGGGAAAGGAGAACGAAAGAAAGAAAGGGGAGAAGAUUGAGAGAAAGAGAAAGAGAACAAAUGCGAUUUCCCUAAUGCCUUCCAAGACCCACGGAGUCAAACGUUAUUAUACUCGGUGAAGACUUUAUAAUGGGGAUACGUUGAAACUUCUUAAAACUACGUGGUGCACGUUGUUUAUUCCUUUUUCUCUUUCUUUCUCUCUGUCUUUCGAUUAUUUCUUUUUUUCUUUUUUUAUUAUAUUCUUUUUUUUCCUUUUUUCCUGGUCUUUGUUUUUUUUUUUUUUUUUUUGUUUUUUUUUUUCAUAAAGGGACAAUGGACAUUUUUGUCAGACACAUUUGCUUUGCCGAACGACCUCGAUGAGAUAUUCGAUUUAUAAUAUUAUUUCAUGGUAUUUAGACGAUAUAUACUCUUCUUUUGAAAAGUAUCGCGUACCUACUACGAUAUGCAUAUUAAAACGUGUAUGGUUAUACGUUCUCUCGUAUCUCUCGGUGAGUUCAGUAUUAAUUCGAUAUCUCUCUAUCGACCGGUUUCUACACGAUAUCGUUUGCGAUCCCACCUUCUGUUCUCGUUCCCUCCUUCGUACAUACGUACGUACAUACGUACAACAGUUCGUACGUUUGCUAGCAAGGCCGGAAAUUAAGCCUUAAUCAGGGAGGCGGAAUUUUGAUGAGAUUUUACGCAAACGAUAGAUUCUUCAGGGAUUUACAUACAUAUAUAUUCGUGCGUCGUUACUACACAACACGCAUACAUAUAAAUAUAUAUAUAUAUAUAUAUAUAUAUAUAUAUAUAUAUAUAUAUUUUGGUACGUAAGUACGUGCGUGUGUGUUACCGUAAUUUAAUGACUUUUAAUAUAAACAACCUUCGUACUUCGGGGAUAAUGAAAAUGCUGAUACGAGAAGAAAGGUGGGUAUUCUGAUAUAUUUUUUUUUUACGUAAUUUUCUAUCCUCUAUAUAUUGCAAGUUUUCUUACGAACGAUCGAAAUAAUUUCGAUCAAUGGACUUUUACGUAAUGAAUUUUACAAUACAUCCCCUUCCAACCUCCCUCCCCGUUAUGCAUCUUGUCGUUAUUUCUCUUAAAAAUUGCGAACAAUCAAGAAGAAGAGAAGAAAUCAUUCGAUAUCUUUCAAAGAUCUUUUAUAAAAGGAAACGCUUCAAAAAAAUAAUUAAAAAGAAAAAAGAAAAAAAAAAAAAAAAUAAAAAAAGAAAGAAAAGUAUUAUUCUCGAGAUCUAAAACACAAUUAUGACGAAAGAUCGUUCGAUCGUUUAAACUAUUCUCGUACGCGAGUUCGCAAAUUAAUCGGAUUUUCCGCGGUCGACCUUCGAAGACGUUUCUCCCUAACUCGGUGCGUAUCGCAUUAAUCACGCAGAAUAGGUAGAGAAGAGGGUGAAAGAGGGAGGAAGAGCUAACAAGAGAAAGACAGAGCUAGAGAUAGAUAGACAGAUAAAGAGAGAGAGAGAGAGAGAGAGAGAGAGAGAGAGGAUGAGGUCCCCUUAAAAUAAUCUGGUCCCGAAAUGAAAUCAGCCAAGGCAAUUUCCAGCCCCUAUACGAGAGGAUGCCGUGGCGCGUUAUCCAGGCACUCUGACCGCCUGUGGCCCGACGCGAUGCAACCGACAAAUGACGUUGGUCCAACCCCCUCGCGGCAGCUCACGGAAUUAAAGAUCCCGAGAUAAGGGUGUCAUGCUUUGCUAUGCAUUAUGUGUUCGGCAAAAAGCUCGCCCCCGGCUCUACUCCUGUUGUUCAGCCUCUCUUCUUCUCCUUCUUUCUCUCUCUCAUCCUCCAGGAAGCUUCCAAUUAAUCUUUCCCUGCUUUUUCCCAGAAAAAAAAAAAAUAUCGCCGUACUUGUUCCUUAUUCUCUCUCUCUCUCUCUCUCUCUCUCUCUCUCUCUCUCUCUCUCUGUUUCCCUUAUUGUUUCUCUUCCUAUUUCCUCUCUUUCAUUUAACGCACGACAUACUUUAACCGUUGCUUAUCGUAAUCGUUUUUUUUCUUUUUUUUUUUCGAAAACGAUAUCGUAAUAUAGAUCGUUGUUCAAUGAUAGAGAAAUUUUUUCCCGAAUGAUGGCAGGAAGGAAAUACCAAGGUACUUCGUUUUCCGAGAUUAUUGUCUUUUCGAAGAAGAAUUACAAAUCGUUUCCUUUUCCAUGAAUUUUUCCUUUCCUUUAUCUCUUUUUUUUUUUUUAUCCUUCUUCUACUUUUUAUUCUUCUUAGGAAGGAAAUUUCACGAAGCAAGGAGAAGGAACUGAUAUGGCAAUGUACGAUGGAAAAGGAAACGCACUUUCUCAUAGGGUCUUUGAUAAAGACGUAUAGAGUGCACAAAGAAAGAAAGAAAGAAAGAAUUUCCUUUGAAAUAGCUAGGCGGAGAGUAACUCAGGCAGACAGCGGGGGUGUAUAACUCCGGCCGCGUUAUGAUCUGCACAUCCUCUUGUGCUCGGACCGGCUACACCGAACGGAACCUUGCCAACCUUCAUAUUUCAUGUUUUAUCGCGCGAAAGUAUCGAGAAGAAGAACCGUUCUCUCCUAACUCUGACUCUGACUUUUAGAGAGUCGUCGAGGUUACAACGAAGCUACGGAAAACGAAAGAGUGUCCAUCUAUUUGAAGUUAUCAAUGUAUUCCUUUGUCUUUGCCUUUCUUUUUUUUUUUUUUUUUUUUUUAAUGACGUCUUUCUCAAAUUGCACGUCACAGUUUUAACCUUCAAUUAAAUUUCUUGCGUACGCUCGCACAAGGAACGAUAUGUCGUUGACGCUUAUAAAGAAAGAGGAUUCGACGUCGAAGAAAUACGAUCCAAAGAUGAAAUCAAAAUUCGAUGCUCUUGCAACGGAAUUUCAAUAUUACGGAGCGGCUAUUAGAAAUUUGGCACCGGCUAUGUCGUCGGUCGAGGACAAAAAUAGGAUAAUCUCUUGGGUGAAUAAACUCUUUGCCGCGGAAUAUCACGUAGAAAUUUUACGUGACAAACGUAACAGGUAUUUGUCAUCUUUAACUAUAAAUAUGUUGAAUGACAAGUUGCCAGGCGUAUUCGCCAAGGAUCCACCGAGUGGUUCGCUCAAAGACUUAUUUCGCGAGCCGGUAAUCAAAGCUCCACCUGCGGAAUGGGAAUUGGAUACAACUUGGAGCGAAUAUGUUGCAUCCUUGCCGGACUAUUAUGAAAAAAUAUUGUGUAGCUUUCACGACGAGACUUCGAUAUGCGAACAAGACACGUUCGAGAUGGACGAACAAAUGGAUAACGAAUUUUGGUUUUUGCUAUGUCAAAUCAGACCGUAUGCCGCAUUGAUGCCAUCACCCAAUGAAAAAACGAUAGUCACCGCUUGGAUUCAAACGCUAUGUCGAUUGAGCUGUAACAAGUGUAGCAAAAUGAAAGGACUUAGAAACGAUUACGCUUACGCCCUUUACGGAUACGUAAGGGAUUUGCGAAUAGCCGGACCGUUCGAAGAUUAUCCGCCUAUAAAUUAUCUCGAAUCGUUACCAGAAGCAGCCAGGCAAGCCGCGAAGAAGCAUCCAUUGACGUCGCCUUUUUCUCAAGAGGCAGAUUCCUUUAUCAUGGAGCAACCAACAACUGAGGAAGGUGCUUUUUGUUAUAUCGCUGUAACGGGUGACAUCAUUGAAACCACCGCCAAGUAAUCGUAAAAAAAAGGGGGAAAAACAAAACAAGCAAAGCAAACAAACAAACGGGGAAGAAUAAAGAUAGAUAAAAAAAUGUCGAUUUCAAUCAUUUUUUCGAAUCUUCUUAUCCAACAAACGAACGAACGAACGAACGAACGAACGAACGAACGAACGAACGAACGAACGAACGAACGAACGAAUAGGAUAGACUGGUUCGUCGAAAUCGGAUCCGCUUUAUCCCAAAGCAUCGUCGACGUACAUCCUAAAACAAUCACACGGCCGGCCGGCACGCCAUUAUACGGCCUUAACUUUGCUCACGCAGGAGCUCUCCGCGGGCGCCGUUAUGUAUAGGGUGUACCGAAGGAAAUAACCGUCAUCUGUAUUCGCGAUAACAUCGUAAUUGAAUGCGGUUGACGGGGAUUUGCUGUAGGACGCGAGCGGCCACCACUAACACUAGGAACGUCGUGCCAUAACUGUUCCCUCCUUCUUCCUCCUUACCCAACCGUACGUCCUCCUUCACCCCGUUCGUCCUUCUCUUUUCUUCUCUCUUUCUCUUGGCACCCUCCACACUUUCCUCUACCAAACGAAACGCGCGACACACACGACGACGGGCUCUCGUUUUCGAGUAGCAGACUUUCUCUUUCCCGUGUUUCAGCCUAUCUAUAUAUCUCUCUUUCUCUUUUUUUGCACCCCUUCCGCUCUUUGUCGCUCCAUGCUUUUCCUCUUUACCACCGCCCUUGAUAUCGCGAGAGUAUUAAUCAUAUCGAGGCGCGGAAAAAUCUACCUUCCUCUCCCUUUCCCUCCCUCUCUCUCUCACUCUCUCUUACCAUGUCACCGAUGGUAUUUCGCGCGUGUUAUAGUCUUGUGUGCGCGUGUGCGUAUACAAGCGAAAAAGGGGGACCUCUCGAAUGCGAAGAUAGAAAAUGAUAGGACCGAAAGGGAGGAGAAAGUUUAUGGACAGCGUCGUUACAUCGAACUAUUUGUAUAAAACGCUAUAACUUUUUACACUUCCCCUACAAUUUUUUUAUUUAUUGGUGUUCUCUAUUCGAAUAGUACGAAUAUAACACUCUUGGUCAGCCACAUAUAUACCUUUAUAUUACAUUUAUACACCAUAUAAGUGUAUAAAUAUUAUAUAGAAUAUGAAAAACUUAUAGAAAUUUAAAGAAGAAAUGUAAAAGACAGAUGGGAUGUCUAAUAUUUUGUAUAGAAUGACGUAGGAUGCGUCGAGGAAAUUAUUCUGAUAGUUCAAGAGAAAGAGAGAGAGAGAGAGAAAGAAGAAAGGAAAGCCAGUGGUAAGUUCAACUUGGGCUCAGAUCUGACUAUCGGUUCUUGCAUGCCGAAUGCACUGAUGGGAAAUACUUAUUUCCUGGCGACUGUCACUACAACUGAUUGGCGCAUGACCGCCAGAGUUCGCGUUCUAUUAAUGGCCAUCCAACGUUCCUCUUUUUACCUCUCCUCUUUUACCAGCUUCGAUAAUACCCUUUCGCCUUUUAUCAGCUCCGCUUGUCUCUUCUCCCUUUUCCUAUUUUAACUCUGAGCUUUGUCCAUGUCAUAAACUUUUUGCGUAUCACUUCCACAAUGAUUAACAAUGAAUUCUUCAAUUAUUUAACACAUUUGUUUUAACGUUCGGCUAGGAAUGAUGUCUUGAACGUCCGUUUCUAAAAUUACUCCUACGACGUAUUUGAUAGAUCGAUUUGGUCGGUCCUGCGAAAUAUCCAAAGCCCCCAACCAAAUGGUCGAUAAUAAUUAUUAAACGUCGUCGAUACUCGAAACGAUAUCUACGAUAUUUCUUUUGCCAACCAAAGAAAUCGAUGAUAACGUUCGUAACAAUGGAUCGUUCGAUUGGAAAACGACGAAACGUAUUGCUACGAUAAUACAUCUCGAGGCUCGUGAAAAGGCUUACCACGAACGGCCGUCG
Molecule: messenger RNA, 5726 nt
Organism: Vespa crabro (European hornet)
Lineage: Eukaryota; Metazoa; Arthropoda; Insecta; Hymenoptera; Vespidae
Exons: 7
Coding region: 2942-3826 (294 amino acids)
Source: RefSeq, a predicted model, not a curated record